Triticum dicoccoides is the source of this 2033-nucleotide messenger RNA. RefSeq lists its product as uncharacterized. Bases 84 to 1604 code for a protein of 506 amino acids. NCBI's taxonomy places the organism in Eukaryota, Viridiplantae, Streptophyta, Magnoliopsida, Poales, Poaceae. Gene Ontology annotation, molecular function: protein binding. The transcript is spliced from 3 exons. The record is from RefSeq and is a predicted model, not a curated record.
GAGCCCAACCACUCCACCGUCUUCCCCAUUUCCCCUAUCCAGAUCCACACCAACGAAACCCAGCGAGCAGAGCACCAUCCACCAUGGCAUCACCGCCACGCCGCCGCACCUCGCUCCCGUACGAGCUCGUCGAGGAGAUCCUCCUCCGCCUCCCUCCCGACGACCCAGCCUGCCUCCUCCGCCUCUCCUUCGCCUGCAAGGCCUGGGGCCGCGCCGUCUCCCAGCCCGACUUCCGCCGCCGCUUCAUCAAGGCGCAUCAGCAUCGGCCACCGCCCUUGAUCGGCUUCCUCCACAACUGGGAGGACGAGCGCGUCCCCCGCUUCCUCUCCACCACCGCCUCGCCCUUCUCCCUCCCCGCCCCGGACCGCGCCUCCUGGCUCGCCCUCGACUGCCGCCACGGCCGCGCCCUCUUCCUCUCAGAGGGAUCUGGUGCUCAGCAACUCCUUGUGUGGGAUCUAAGCACGGGCAUCCGGCGGCGCAUACCAGUGCCCCCGCUGCACAGCAGCUACGUGUCCCCGACCGCGGCCGUGCUCUGCCCAGCGGACGGGUGCGACCACCGCGACUGCAACGGGGGCCCCUUCCGCGUGGUCUUCGUCUUCACCGUGUACCGACUUCAGAUCAUGUAUGCUGGUCUCACGUCGGUGUGCGUCUACUCGUCAGAGACUGGCACCUGGUCCGGUGCACUGAAGAAGAUUAGUCACAGAUCCGACGCAUUGAAGUUCACAUGUCAUUCCAGCCUGCUCCUUGGGAGGUCUCUGCUCUACUUCAUGUCCGACCGUGGGUUCAUCCUAGAGUAUGACUUGACCAGCAACGUCCUAACUGGGUUCGAGACGCCGGAGGUGAACUUUGACCCGAUAUUUAACCUCAUGGUGGCGGAAGAUGGUGGAAUAGGAGUUAGCGAAGGCUUCAGUUCCCAUCUCAAAUUGUGGUCAAGGGAGGAGAGUGAUGCACAAUGGGUAAUUAGCCGGGUCAUCGACCUGCAAAAUUUGCUCCCACCUGCUGCUCUCGUGGAUGCAGAGGCUGAAGUGAUGGUAUUGGGAUUUGCCGAGGGAGUGAAUGUCAUUUUCGUUAACACGGUGGCUGGCCUCUUCACAAUCGAGCUACAGUCGGAGCGGGUGAAGAAGGUGUGUGAUAAUCAUGGCUUCUGUAAUUUGAUUCCAGUUGUCAGCUUCUGCACUCCUGUGGACCGUCUCAAAUACCAGGACCUGCUGCCGUCAAUCCCUAGUGAGGAUGUAGGUAAUGAGGAGGGGGGAGAGGAGGAGAAAACAGUAGAUGAGGCACAACAGCUACUUGACAAGGGGUCCAAUACUAUCAAGGAGGGGGGAGAGGAGGAGAAAACAGUAGAUGAGGCACAGCAGCUCCUUGACAAGGGGUCCAAUACUAUCAAGGAAGGUGGCUUUGUCGACGCCGUUGAAUGUGUCAGCCAUGACCUCAAUGUCAGUGAACAGAGCCAGGUGAAUGAUUCUUUGGAUGAUGUUUCCAGGAGUGCAUCAAAUGAAGAAUCGGUGAAGGACACAGCCAGCGAAGAUGAUGCUAAGGACUCAAAGACCUCUGGUAGCAAUGGUGAGGAUGCUGCUCCAUCUUUGGAGAAAGGCGAUUCUUAAGAAGUGCUACGCUGAUGGUCAGGCGGGAUGUUUCAUCAGUCAUCAGCGCCUUGAGUAUGAUCCUUUUCUUCUCCGCAAUUGGGAAACACUUUUGUCAUGGUAUUAAAGUUUAGAUUCCAGACUAAAUGUAGACAAGAAUUAAGGCACCAAAUGUGGAGGCUUUGGCACCCCGAAGAAGUGAAAUAGUGAAUGAUGUUCAAGAGCUGGUCUGAAGGAUAGUGUCGCAACUAGGAUUCUAUGAUGCAAAUUGGUUGCCGAGUGGGGAUCAGGGUCAAUGAUGCCUAAUGCCUAACAUUGAAUGGUUUAGGGUCUGUUUGUUGUUCUGUACAACGGCGUAUCUAUCAUGUGAGGAUCAUUUCAUCUUUAUGAAAUAGGAUAAGCAUCAUCGACUCUUUCUUUCCUUGUCUGUGUGAAUCUGUUUUUGAUACU